AAAGCACAAAUAAAACCCCAUUAGCGAAGAAAAUUUCAAAUCCCCUGCCAAAAUAUCGAGAGCUCGUCAGUGUCCAUUCAAAACAUGUCGUCGUGGACACAAGUGACACACCAGACAUCAUGAUCCAGAUAACAGACACUCAGAAGAUCGGGGUAGGGUUUGCCGCGUUUGGGGUCACCUUUAUCUUCCUUGGAGUUAUCCUCUUCUUUGAUAAAGGACUCUUAGCCAUUGGCAAUAUCCUGUUCUUGGCGGGCCUCGCAUUUGUGGUUGGCUUGGAACGCACAUUCCGCUUUUUCUUCCAACGCCACAAGUGGAAAGGCUCUGGAGCUUUCUUUGGAGGGAUCCUGACUGUCUUGCUUGGCUGGCCCUUAAUUGGCAUGUGUGUGGAAGUGUAUGGUUUUGUAAUACUGUUCAGCGGAUUCUUCCCAGUUGCAGUAAAUUUCUUGCGCCGUAUGCCAGUGAUUGGUCAGAUACUCAACCUUCCGUUCAUCAGUGGUCUGUUGCCCCCAGACUCGUCAUCUUGAGUAAGCCAAGUUUGUUGAUCGAAUAGGAGGGGACUCCAAAAUGAAUGUAUGACGAGGAGAAAAUGAAGAAUUGUAAGAAUCUUGAUAUUACAAAGCCAGUGACUGCAGUGUUAGAAGAGGAAAGAUAACCAAAAGUGUGCCAAGACCCAAACAUGAGAGGAAUUUGAGAGAAUGUGUGUGAAUUAAGGGACGGUGUAAGGAACAUAUUUGACAGGAAAAAACAACAACCCUUAAAGGACGUAAAAUCUAAUUAUGAAAAUGGCGUUUCUAAAACAAGGGUAAAAUAAAACAUUGCUCUAAUGGGUGCACUUAUUAGUUAGCAUUCAUUUCUUAGCCUGCUGAUAUACACAGCUCACCAAGAAUUUCAUAUAGAUAUGUAUAUCAGCUUGGUUUCAGAAAUAUAGGUGAAGAUUUAUCUUAUGUUUUAUAAUAUGACGAGUUUAAGUUGCUUUUGCCAGAAUCCCUGAAGUUCAUUUUUUCUUUCAGAUUUCCAUUUUUGUAUAAAUAUUUUAUGAUUGAACUUCUGAAGCCUUUUGUCUUUAUUGUAGCUGGUAAGAUUUAGUAAAUCUUUUCUGUCAAUAUUUAUAAAGUAUGAAAUACGAAGUAAGAAUUA
Penaeus chinensis is the source of this 1137-nucleotide messenger RNA. RefSeq names its product vesicle transport protein GOT1B-like. Bases 120 to 524 code for a protein of 134 amino acids. Gene Ontology annotation, cellular component: endoplasmic reticulum; membrane. Lineage: Eukaryota; Metazoa; Arthropoda; Malacostraca; Decapoda; Penaeidae. The transcript has 6 exons. The record is from RefSeq and is a predicted model, not a curated record. Gene Ontology annotation, biological process: retrograde transport, endosome to Golgi; endoplasmic reticulum to Golgi vesicle-mediated transport.